This is a messenger RNA of Gymnodraco acuticeps, 6690 nucleotides long. RefSeq names its product dedicator of cytokinesis protein 7-like. Lineage: Eukaryota; Metazoa; Chordata; Actinopteri; Perciformes; Bathydraconidae. Gene Ontology annotation, molecular function: guanyl-nucleotide exchange factor activity. Gene Ontology annotation, cellular component: cytosol. The record is from RefSeq and is a predicted model, not a curated record. Gene Ontology annotation, biological process: positive regulation of GTPase activity; small GTPase-mediated signal transduction.
GCCGCUAGGCGGAACAGGGAGGAUCGAUGCCCGGUCCCAGCGUGGAGGAGGAAGCCGUCCGAGAAAGUCCGCAUCCCCACACAAGACGGGACGUAUUAGCCAAAGCAAAGGAGGAGAGUGAUUUCAGUUGUCUUCGAAAAGCUUCUUUACAUGGGGGAUAAGAAAUGACAUCUACCGCGAGCGAGAGGAGGGCGUUUGCUCAUAAAAUCAACCGGACGGUGGCUGCAGAAGUCAGAAAACAAGUUUCCAGAGACUAUGGCUCUCCUCAGCUGUCCAAGAAACGAGGCGCACACCAACCUUUGCCCCUGACGGAGGUGGUUGAGCCUGUGGACUUCGAAGAGUAUGUGAGCAGUCACGCUCCGGGGGUGGAGCCCGGCCCGCUCCGGCAGCUCAUGGAGUUCCCCCAGGACGACCUGGAGCUCCUCCCGCUGGACAAAGAGUGCAUUACACUGGAGCCCCCACUGCCUGAGGAGGAAGACUCUCUAGAUCCCAGAGUGAGAGAUGCCUUGGCAGUCUACACAGAUGACUGGCUCGUCAUUCAAAGGAAAUAUCAGCGCUACAGCACCACGUACAGCCCUCAGAGCUCUGAGCGGCAGAGGGAGAGGCAGCGAGGGCUGCACAAACAGACCUUUGAGCUGGACGAGGCUGCUGCGGAGCGCCAUGAUGACCAGGAUGAUGCAAAGCGGCGUUCAGUCAGCCUCGAUGAGACUCCUCGGGGAAGCUGGGCCUCCAGUAUUUUCGACUUGAAGAAUUCCUCCCCAGACGCGAUCCUGCCGUCUGUGCUGGAGCGAGCAGCCGCCGAGGACAUGGACCGCCGCAAUACUGAGGCCCGCCUGCAGGGGCGCCACAGCGACCUGCUGGGCCUCUACCCGCCCCCCGAUGAGGAUGAAGCAGUAGAGAGAUGCUCUGCCCCUGAAGUGCCUAAGGAACACUGUGGUCAGAGGAUCAUGGUUAAGUGCCUGUCUCUGAAGUUUGAAAUAGAAAUUGAGCCAAUAUUUGGAACACUUGCCUUGUAUGACGUCAAGGAAAAGAAAAAGAUCUCUGAGAAUUUCUACUUCGACCUGAACUCAGAUCAGAUGAAAGGAAUGCUUAAACCCCACACACCUCACGUAGCCAUUUCCACACUGGCCCGUUCUGCCAUUUUCUCCAUCACCUACCCUUCGGCCGAUAUCUUCUUGGUCAUUAAGCUUGAGAAAGUCCUUCAACAAGGAGACAUUGGAGAAUGCUGUGAACCCUACAUGGUUAUGAAAGAGUCUGAUUCCUCCAAGCACAAGGAGAAGCUGGAGAAGCUGCGUCUGCAGGCAGAGCAGUCAUGUAGUCGUCUCGGCCGUUUCCGCAUGCCUUUCGCCUGGACGGCCAUUCACCUGCUCAACAUCGUCAGCAGUGUGGGGGGUCUGGAUCGCUCGGACCCUGACUCCGACUCUGAGCGAAAGGGCCACGGAACAUGGAAUGACAGAAAGAAAAAGGGGUGCGAGCGGAUGAGUGUUGGGGACGACAUGUGUAACUUUGCCACUUUCCGUCCAGCAACAUUGACCGUCACCAACUUCUUCAAACAGGAGGGGGACAGACUGAGUGAUGAAGACCUCUACAAGUACCUGGCAGAUAUGCGCAGACCAUCAUCUGUUCUGAGACGACUGAGGCCUGUCACAGCCCAGUUGAAGAUCGACAUCUCCCCCGCUCCGGACUCGCCUCACUACUGUCUGUCCCCGGAGCUGCUGCACGUGAAGCCGUACCCCGACCUGCGUGUGCGCCCGACCAAAGACGUGCUGGAGUUCCCUGCUCGCUACGUAUACACCCCUCACACAACCUACAGGAAUCUCCUCUAUGUUUACCCACAAAGUCUGAACUUCAGCAGUCGCCAGGGGUCCGUGAGAAACAUCGCUGUAAAGGUUCAGUUCAUGGCCGCAGAGGACCCAAGUCAAGCUCUGCCGGUCAUCUUUGGGAAGUCCAGUAGUUCUGAGUUCAUGCAGGAUGCGUACACUCCCAUCAUCUACCAUAACAAAUCUCCUGAGUUCUAUGAGGAGAUAAAGAUGAAGAUUCCUGCCAAUUUAACAGACAACCACCAUCUCCUGUUCACCUUCUACCACAUCAGCUGCCAAACCAAGCUGAACACCCCCCUGGAGACCCCUGUGGGCUACACUUGGAUUCCUCUGAUGCAGCAUGGCCGACUGCGCACCGGCUCCUUCAGUCUGCCUGUGUCUGUGGAGAAGCCCCCGCCCAGCUACUCUGUGCUCACCCCUGACGAUGUGGAGCUUGUGGAGAGGUUGAAUAGCAGUCUGGCUUUUUUCCUGAAUGACCUGCUGUCUCUCAUGGACCGGGGCUUUGUGUUCAACCUCAUCCGCUCCUACUACAAACAGAUUGCCAACAAGCUUUCACACGGCGCAGAACCCCAGCUCUCUGAUUGCCCUGAGGUGGACUUCACUCUCGUGUGCAGCCACGAGCACUACGUCAUCCUCAACCUGCCGUGCUCCACUCUCAGCCCCCCCUCCCCCUCCCCCUCCACCUCCUCCACCACCUCACAGAGUUCAGCGUUUUCCAGUAUGGUGCAGGACCAGGGUGUAGCCACCAUGUUUGAGCUCUCCGUCCCUUUCCGUCAGCAGCACUUCCUGUCUGGCCUGAUGCUUACUGAACUCUCCCUCAUCCUUGAUCCUGAAGGAGAAGGGGUGUUUUUCCUUCAUAAAAAGGCCAUUAGUGCUGUUCACUCCCUGCUGUGCAGCCAUGAUGCAGACCCCCGUUACACCGACCCUCAGGUCAGAGCCCACAUCGCUCAGCUCUACCUGCCACUCGUCCCCAUCGUCAUGGAGACCUUCCAUCAGCUCCACGACUUCUCUGACUCCUCGCCUGCUCGGGGGCGCCAUAGCACAGCCCACGCCGACGAUACUGACCCAGACAGCGGCAGCACUAUCAGUCAGUCUGUUGCCAUGGCGAUUGCCGGCUCCCCUUUGCCGCAUGUCAAAGCCAACCCGUUUGCGCUGCCCACAGCGGCUGGGCGCCAGUCCAGCUCUCUGUCUGCCGAAUGCAGCAGGACUCUGCUGGUGAGCUUCCUGUGGGUGCUGAAGAAUGCAGAUGCUGUUCUCCUGGAGCGCUGGGUGUCUGAUCUGUCUGUGCUGCAAAUCAACCGCCUGCUGGACCUGCUGCAUCUCUGUGUCUCCUGCUUUGAAUACAAGGGGAAAAAGGCUCUGGAGAGAAUCAACAGCCUGACGUUUAAAAAGUCCCAGGACAUGAAGGCCCGACUGGAGGAGGCCAUUCUGGGCACCAUCGGGGCUCGUCAGGAGAUGGUCCGCCGCUGCAGAGAAAGGAGUCCCUACGGCAGUCAGGAGAACGUUCGGUGGCGGAAGAAUGUCACGCACUGGAGACAAAAUACAGACAGAGUCGAUAAGACUAAAGCUGAGAUGGAGCAGGAGUCAGUGGUGGAUGGAAACUUAGCAACAGAGGCCUCUCUGGUAGUACUGGACACUCUGGAGAUUGUUGUCAAGACUGUGGUGGCCUCGGAGCUGAAGGAGAGUGUUCUGGGUGGAGUGCUGAGAGUGCUCCUCCACAGCAUGGCAGGCAACCAGAGCGCCCUCUUCCUGCAGCACUGCUUCACUACACAGAGGGCUCUGGUCUUCAAGUUCCCAGAGAUGCUGUUUGAGGAGGACACGGAGCUCUGUGCCGACCUGUGCCUGCGUCUCCUCCGUCACUGCGGCAGCAGCGUCGGCUCGGUCCGAAGUCACGCCUCCGCCUCUCUGUACCUGCUCAUGAGGCAGAACUUUGAGAUUGGAAAUAACUUCGCUAGAGUGAAGAUGCAAGUCACAAUGUCCCUGUCGUCUCUGGUGGGAACGUCGCAAAACUUCAACGAGGAUCAUCUUCGCCAUUCGCUCAAGACGAUCCUGACGUAUGCUGAGGAGGACCUGGAGCUGCGAGACACGCCUUUCCCAGAGCAGGUCCAGGAUCUGGUGUUCAACCUACACAUGAUUCUUACUGACACUGUAAAAAUGAAAGAGCAUCAGCAGGAUCCAGAGAUGCUCAUUGACCUGAUGUACAGGAUCGCAAAGGGCUACCAGAACUCCCCUGACCUGCGCCUGACGUGGCUCCAGAACAUGGCGGGGAAACACUCUGAGAGAGGGAACCACGCUGAGGCGGCCCACUGUCUGGUCCACAGCGCAGCGCUGGUGGCAGAAUACCUCAACAUGCUGGAGGACUGCCGCUACCUGCCCAUCGGAUGUGUCACCUUUCAGAAUAUUUCCUCCAAUGUAUUGGAAGAGUCAGCUGUGUCCGAUGACGUCCUGUCUCCGGAGGAGGAGGGGAUUUGUGCUGGCAAGUACUUCAGUGAGUCCGGCCUGGUGGGCCUCCUGGAGCAAGCAGCUGCCUCUUUCAACAUGGCCGCCAUGUACGAGGCCAUAAAUGAAGUAUACAAGAUUCUGCUGCCCAUCCAUGAAGCCAACAGGGACUUCAAAAAGCUGGCGACUGUCCACGGGAAGCUGCAGGAUGCCUUCAACAAAGUCUACAACCAAAGUUCGGGAUGGGAGAGAAUGUUUGGGACCUACUUCCGGGUGGGUUUCUAUGGCUGCCGGUUUGGAGACCUGGAUGAACAGGAGUUUGUCUACAAGGAGCCAUCCAUCACCAAGUUAGCCGAGAUCUCCCACAGACUCGAGGAGUUCUACGCAGAGAGGUACGGGGAUGACGUAGUUGAAAUUAUCAAGGACUCCAACCCAGUGGACAAAAACAAACUGGAUCCCAACAAGGCCUACCUCCAGAUCACCUAUGUCGAGCCCUUCUUCGACACAUACGAGCUAAAGGAAAGAAUCACGUACUUUGACAAGAACUACAACCUGCGUACUUUCAUGUACUGUACUCCCUUCACUCUGGACGGCCGGGCCCACGGAGACCUGAACGAGCAGUACAAACGCAAAAGCAUCCUCACAACGUCUCACGCGUUCCCUUACAUCAAGACACGCAUCAACGUUAUCCACAAGGAGGAGAUCAUUCUUGUCCCCAUGGAGGUGGCCAUUGAGGACAUGCAGAAGAAGACUCAGGAGCUCGCCUUCGCUACAAACCAGGACCCUGCGGACGCCAAGAUGCUGCAGAUGGUGCUGCAGGGCUCUGUGGGCACCACCGUCAACCAGGGCCCCCUGGAGGUGGCGCAGGUCUUUCUCUCCGACAUUCCUGAUGACCCAAAGCUGUUCCGUCAUCACAACAAGCUGCGCCUCUGCUUUAAAGACUUCACAAAGAGGUGUGAGGAUGCCCUGAGGAAGAAUAAAUCGCUGAUUGGGUCGGAUCAGAAGGAGUACCACAGAGAGAUGGAGAGGAAUUACAAUAAACUGAAAGAAGCUCUGGGUCCUCUCAUCAACCGCAAGAUCCCCCAGCUAUACAGGAGCCUGCCAGCUCAGACUACGCAAGCACAACGGAACUCCUACAGUAGGUCCAGUCUCCGCAGAGUGGACUGUUGAGGCCCGCCAACUGGACAACAACAGAAAGAAAAAAAAAGAUUUAUAAAUUAGCCUCCUCUCGUCCCGUCUGUUCCCCCUCCCCCCACUGUAUGGCUCACCAACUGUCACAAGCACACGCGCCGUCCUCUCCCUCGUCCAGCUCGUUAUUUUAAGGCCCACCCAGACACGCCAUAAUCCCCCCCCCCCCCCCCCCCAACCUCCCCAGCACUGCCACCACACACACACUUGUCUCCUCUCUCCCUGCUAAGCCAUCUCCCCCGUCACCGGCACUCUCACACCUCUGUAGGAGAAAACCUCGGAUGUUUAUUCUGGAAGGGUAUCUGCACUGUAAACAUGGACAUGUGGAGCGAGGCUCCGACAUGUCAGUGUUUUUAAACCAAGCUUUCAGAAGAAGUCUCCUUACAGUAAUCUCUCUGAGCUUGAUCUGCUUUAAACUUCAGUUUUUACAGGACAUGAGCUGCUAAACACAUUUUGCAUCCAAAUCGUUUGGGGGUUUGCGCAUGUUUUCCUUUUGCUUCUUGUGUUUGCUUUCGAAGACACUAUGCUUCGUCUGUCUUGUGUCUUGGCCUUAUUUCAUUAAGAAGAGAUUUUUUCUAAACUAUGCCUGGUUGAAGUCACUGCCAGACUUUGGUUAUUAAAUAGUCCCAGGGAGUUUUCUUUUGUUAUCAACAGACCAAAUAACUGACAUUCCUCAAGAUGUCACAUUUAUCUGCCUAUCGCUCGUUAUAAGAAUUCAUUAAAGAGCAGAGCCGGGCUCCUUCGCUGCCAGCUCAGGUCUCAGUCCCAGCCUGAACUGUCCUAGCAAUUUUAGGAGGGAAGGGAUAUUUAAAUGUUUUUAAAACUGUGAAAUUCUCUUGUAAUGCACUGCAGUCACAUCAGAUGUUUAUCACAGAAGCAGGCCAUCUCCUUCGCCCACACAUGUCUAAACUGUGACAUGUUAUUAUCACACUACAGUACAGACUGAUAACUGAAUACAUUUUGUAUUUAAUGCUGUCCAAAGGAACUUCAAAUGUCUUGUAUGUGUCCAACACCCCGGUUGUGGCACAUUUAUAUUCAUUGUAGCUAUUUCCAACUACUGUAUCUAUUAUAUUGCACUAUUGUAAACAAACUGCAGCACAUUAACACUGUAACUACUAAAAUGUCCGUGCUUUUGUUAUUUUACAAGGCUGGAAACUGUUUUUUUUACCAAUUAGAUCAACUUUUUUUAUUUAUUUACAAUGUCUUUUUUCUACUGCUUUCUAUUAAAUGUUUCUUCCAAUGC